AUGCACUCUCCAAAGGAUUUAAAGGAUGCGGGUGUUACAAAUACGGAGUCAAAGUUCAAAAGGUUGUACUUGUGUUGGGGUCCAUUGAAGAAAGCUUUUAUGAAUGCUUUCAGGCCAGUCAUAGGAGUUGAUGGAUGCCAUUUGAAAGGGUCACAUGGUGGUAUUCUCUUGAGUGCUGUUGGGAUAGAUGCAAACAAUUGCAUAUUUCCAUUUUCCUAUGCAAUUGUUGAGAAAGAGAAGAAAAAAACAUGGUUGCGGUUUCUAGAGCUGCUAGGACAUGAUCUGAAUAUUGUAAACUCUCAUUGUUAUACCUUCAUGAGUGAUAAACAAAGGGGUUUGAUUAAUACAGUGGCUGAGUUGUUCCCAAAUGCUUCACACAAGUUUUGUGUGAGGCAUUUGUACAACAAUUUUAAGGGUGAACACAAGGGGUUGGUUUCAAAAGAUCUGUUGUGGAAGGCUGCAAGGGCAACAACUGUUCCUGUAUUUACCAGAGUGAUGGCAGAGAUUAAGGAAGUUGAUUCUAAGGCAUAUGAUUGGUUAGUUGAAAGACCACCAAUUCAAUGGAGUAGGAGCCACUUUAACACUUUUCCAAAGUGUGACCUUUUGCUAAACAAUCUAUGUGGAUGGAUUCCUAAAAGGAAUAGCAGUGAGCAAUUUGAGGUUAUAGGGCCAUAUGGUGAGCAAUACAAGCUGGACUUGCAAGCUUGGACUUAUGGCUGCAGGAAGUGGGAUUUGUCAAGCAUUCCAUGUGCCCAUGUUAUGGCUACUACAAAUUUCUUGGGCCAAGAACCAGAAAAAUAUGUUCAUCAGUAUUACAAGGUGGAGACUUAUCUGAAUAUCUAUGACAAUAUGUUGACUCCUAUUAAUGGUAGAGAAAUGUGGCCAAGAACUGAGUAUGCAAAGUUGUUGCCACCUGAUGUGAAAAAGAGAGCUGAGAGGCCUAAACAAAAUAAAGCAAAGGACACUGAGGCACCAAUUCAAGGCACAAAGCUAGGAAGGCAGGGCACUAAAAUGACCUGUAAUAAUUGUGGGAAGGUGGGACACAACAGGAGAAGUUGCAAGGUCAAGGGUAGAUUCAACUACAUGCAAGAAAGCCAAGCUCAGGGGAGCCAAACUGAACCAAGCCAACCUCAGAGCCAAUUAACUACAGAAACACUUGAUGUCAAGAGACACAUGAGACAGAAGAAACUGGCUGUUACAAGGAGAGUGGUACAAGGAAGUCAAUCAACUCCAUCUCCAACGAGUUCAACAAGCACACCAAAGGAAGGUCAAAUGAUGUGGAGAGGCAAGCUAGUGUACAAUGCUAGCGGCAUUAAAUCAACAUCCACUGGACAGAAAGAGGGAGUGCCCACUUGA
Molecule: messenger RNA, 1356 nt
Organism: Camellia sinensis
Lineage: Eukaryota; Viridiplantae; Streptophyta; Magnoliopsida; Ericales; Theaceae
Source: RefSeq, a predicted model, not a curated record